Molecule: messenger RNA, 3648 nt
Organism: Acanthosepion pharaonis
Lineage: Eukaryota; Metazoa; Mollusca; Cephalopoda; Sepiida; Sepiidae
Source: the annotation of a GenBank genome assembly
AUGUAUUUCCCACUUUCUCAUUCUUCUUUUCCCCUACCUACUUCGAUCUACUCAUUCUUCUAUUCACCCAAUCUACUUUCCAUCUUCUCGUCCUUCUUUUCACCCAAUCUAUUUCUACAUUCUUCCAUUCUUCUUUUGUCCCCUUCCUACUUUCGAUCUACUCAUUCUUCUAUUCACCCAAUCUACUUUCUUCCACACCCACGUCCUUCUUUUUCACCCAAUCUAUUUCUUCUCAUUCUCAUUCUUCUUUCCACCCAAUCUACUUUCUUUUCCAUCCAAUCUACUGUCUGUCUUCUUCUAUUCACCCAAUCUACUUUCUGCCUUCUCGUCCUUCUUUUCACCCAAUCUAUUUCCACAUUCUCAUUCUUCCACCCUACCUACUUUCUGAUCAACUCAUUCUUCUAUUCACCCAAUCUACUGUCUGUCUUCCACCUUCUUUUCACCCAAUCUAUUUCCACAUUCUCAUUCUGCUUUUCACCCUAUCUACUUUCUGUCUUCUAUUCUUCUAUUCUUCUCUACUUCCACCCAAUCUACUUUUCUUCUUCCACCCUAUUCUAUCUCAUUCUUCUUUUCACCCAAUCUACUUCUGUCUUCCACCCAAUCUACUGUCUGUCUUCUCGUCCUUUUUUCAAUGCUGUAUUUCCACCCAAUCUCAUUCUGUCUUCCACCCUAAUCUACUGUCUGUCUUCCACCCAUUCACCCUGUCUGUCUUCCACCUUCUCUCCUGUCUUUUCCACCCAAUCUAUUUCUGUCUUCUCAUUCUUCUUUUCUGUCUUCCUACUUUCUACUGUUCUUCACCCAAUCUACUUCUUCUUCCACCCUUUCACCCAAUCUAUUUCCACCCAAUCUCGUCCUUCUUUUCACCCAAUCUACUGUCUGUUUCCACAUUCUUCACCCAAUCUCUGUCUUUUCCCAAUCUACUGUCUGUCUUCCUUUCAAUCUACUGUCUGUCUUCCACCCUACCUACUGUCUGUCUCAUUUCUUCUAUUCACCCAAUCUCUUUCCCACCUUCUCGUCCUUCUUUUCACCCAAUCUAUUUCCACAUUCUCAUUCUUCUUUUCACCCUACCUGUCUUUCGAUCUACUCAUGUCUGUCUUUCACCCAAUCUACUGUCUGUCUUCCACCCAAUCGUCCUUCUUUUUCACCCAAUCUAUUUCCACAUUCUCUGUCUUCUUUUCACCCAAUCUACUGUCUGUCUUCCCAUUCACCAAUCUACUGUCUGUCUUCUUCUACUGUCUGUUUCCACCCAAUCUACUUCUGUCUUCCACCCAAUCUACUGUCUGUCUUCUCUACUGUCUGUCUUCCACCGUCCUUUGUCUGUCAAUCUAUUUCCACAUUCUCAUUCUGUCUUUUCCACCCACCUACUGUCUGUCUUCUCAUUCUUCUAUUCACCCAAUCUACUUCCACCAAUCUUCUCGUCCUUCUUUUCACCCAAUCUAUUUCCACAUUCUCAUUCUUCUUUUCACCCUACUACUGUCUUCUUCCAUCAACUCAUUCUUCUAUUCACCCAAUCUACUUUCCGUCCUCCACCUCGUCUUCUUUUCACCCAAUCUAUUUCCACAUUCUCAUUCUUCUUUCACCCUACCUGUCUUCCACCCUACUCAUUCUUCUAUUCACCCAAUCUACUUUCCAUCUUCUCGUCCUUCUUUUCACCCAAUCUAUUUCCACAUUCUCAUUCUUCUUUUCCCCCUACCUACUUUCGAUCUGUCUUCCAUUCUUCUAUUCACCCAAUCUACUUUUCCACCUACUCGUCCUUCUCUUCACCCAAUCUAUUUACACAUUCUCAUUUUUCUUUUCACCCUACCUACUGUCGAUCUACUCAUUCUUCUAUUCACCCAAUCUUCUUUCCACCUUCUCGUCCUUCUUUUCACGCAAUCAAUUUCUACAUUCUCAUUCUUCUUUUCACCCUACCUACUUUCGAUCUACCCAUUCUUCUAUUCACCCAAUCUACUUUCCAAUUUCUCGUCCUUCUUUUCACCCAAUCUAUUUCCACAUUCUCAUUCUUCUUUCACCCUACCCACUUUCGAUCUACUCAUUCUUCUAUUCACCCAAUCUACUUUCCGCCUUCUCGUCCUUCUUUUUCACCCAAUCUAUUUCCACAUUCUCAUUCUUCUUUCUGUCUUCCUACUUUCGAUCAACUGUUCUUCUUUCACCCAAUCUACUGUCUGUCUUCCACCUUCUCUACGUCCUUCUUUUCACCCAAUCUAUUUCCACAUUCUCAUUCUUCUUUCACCCUUCCACUUUCGAUCAACUCAUUCUUCUAUUCACCCAAUCUACUUUCCGUCUGUCCUUCUUUUCACCCAAUCUGUUUCCACAUUCUCAUUCUUCUUUUCACCCAAUCUACUUUCUGUCUACUCAUUCUUCUAUUCUACCCAAUCUGUUUUCCACCCAAUCGUCCUUCUUUUCCACCCAAUCUAUUUCCACAUUCUCAUUAUUUUUCACCCUGUCUUCCACCCAUCUACUCAUUCUUCUUCCACCCAAUCUACUUUCCGCCUUCUCGUCCUUCUUUUCCCAAUCUAUUUCCACAUUCUCAUUCUUCUUUUCACCCUACCUACUUUUGAUCAACUCUUCUUCUUUUCACCCAAUCUCUUUCCGCCUUCUCGUCCUUCUUUUCCACCCAAUCUAUUUCCACAUUCUCAUUCUUCUUUUCACCCUCCUCCUUUCGAUCAACUCAUCUGUUUUUCCACCCAAUCUACUUUCCGCCUUCUCGUCCUUCUUUCACCCAAUCUGUUUCCACAUUCUCAUUCUUCUUUUCACCCUACCUACUUUCUUCCACCAUCUACUCAUUCUUCUAUUCACCCAAUCUACUUUCCGCCUUCUCGUCCUUCUUUUUUUUCUUUCAAAUCUAUUUCCACAUUCUCAUUCUUGUUUCUUUUUCACCCUACCUACUUCCAAUCAACUCAUUCUUCUAUUCACCCAAUCUUCUUUCCCCUUCUCUCGUCCUUCUUUUCACCCUAUCUAUUUCUGUCUCAUUCUUCUAUCACUCAAUCUGUUCUUCUUUCACCCUACAUCUACUUUCCGAUUUCUCAUUCCACCCUUUUCACCCAAUCUACUUUCCCUUUUUCGUCUUCUUUUCACCCAAUCUAUUCAUCUGUCUUUCUCAUUCUUCCUUUUCACCCCAAUCUAUUUACCUUCUCAUUCUUCUUUUCAUCUACUCAUUCUUCUUCUAUUCACCCAAUCUACUUUCUUCCGCCUUCUCGUCCUUCUUUUCACCCAAUCUAUUUUGUCAUUCUCAUUCUUUCUUUUUCACCCAAUCUACCUGUCCUUCUUUUCACCAAAUCUAUUUCCACAUUCAUUCUUCUUUUCACCUGCAUCUAUCUUCUUCUUUCACCUUCUAUCGUCCUCCUUUUUUCACCCAAUCUAUAUCCACAUUCUCAUUCUUCUUUCAAUCCUACCCUACCUACUUUCACCCAAUCUACUCAUUUUCUCUGUCCUUCUUUUCACCCAAUCUAUUCACAUUCUCAUUCUUCUUUUCACCCUACCUUUUCAUCUACUCAUUAUUCUCCCAAUCUCUUUCCCGCGUCCGUUUCUUUUCAAGUCUAUUUCCACAUUCUCAUUCUUCUUUUUACCCUACCUACUUUCGAUCUACUCAUUCUUCUAUUCAACCGAUCAACUUUCCAAUUUUCUACACUUUUUCAACCAAUCUAG